Molecule: messenger RNA, 1807 nt
Organism: Helianthus annuus (common sunflower)
Lineage: Eukaryota; Viridiplantae; Streptophyta; Magnoliopsida; Asterales; Asteraceae
Product: putative UPF0481 protein At3g02645
Exons: 2
Coding region: 116-1402 (428 amino acids)
Source: RefSeq, a predicted model, not a curated record
CUUAUUUCAGAUAUCCUGCAAAUUCUUUUCUAUUCUUUCCUUACAAUUCAGUCUUACAAAAAAGCAGAGGUUAAGAGAUAGGUAUCGGAGGAUAUUAGUCCAAUAAGUACUAAACAUGGAUGUGGAAUGCGGAGAUGUAAAUAUAGUUCAUGAAACUGUCCGAAGUCUUCUUGAUUGUGUUGGAGAAAAACAGAAUGUCACCAACACAUUUUCACCAUCUAUAUACAUGGCUCCUAGUACCCUUCGAAAUCUCAGCCCAAAUUCUUUCAUGCCACGCGUGGUCUCUAUUGGACCACUGCACAGAAAAGAUGAAAAUUUGCAACGAUUUGAAGGGCGGAAAGCUGCUUUUGUACAUGAUCUAAUGUCUCGUUCAAAUUCUUCAUCAACACAGAUGUUAACAACAUGUGCGGAGAGGGUGGCUUCUGUAAUAGAGAAGAUCAGGGGAUGUUAUGCUGCUGACGUGAAGUCUUAUGAUGACAUCGAACUUGCAAAAAUGAUGGUUAUGGAUGCUUGUUUUAUACUUGAAUUCAUUCACAAGAUUUCAGUAGGUUCCAACUUAAGGUUGCAAGACCAGUACAUACCUUAUGACUUGGUGCUGCUAGAGAACCAAAUCCCCUUUUUUGUUCUCGAAGACAUAUAUGAAUGCGUUAUUUAUAACUUUGAAGAACGUCUAUCUCUUACCGCAUUUAUCCAUCCACUUCUGAAAUAUACCAACCUCUUCCAAGGAAGAAUUAAAGUAGGUGGUAGUCGUUCUGAUUUCAAUCAUGAUCACAUUCUUGGCUAUUUGCAUCAUUGUUACCAGCCUAAAAAUGAUAUUUCAUCAGCUUUUCCAAGUUCAACAGUCCACUCGGCUGUAGAACUCGACCGUGCUGGAGUAAACUUUAUGCCUAACCAAGACGCAAAAUGGCCAAUGGCAAUGGAAGUUCAAAUGUACCGUUCAACCAUUUUCUGGUUUUUGUUUAAGCCAACUCUCACAAUGCCAACAUUGCGUAUUGAUGACUUCACUGAGUUGAUUUUAAGGAAUCUCAUUGCAUACGAGCAGUCAUAUGUGGUCAAUCCUUACGUCACAUCAUAUGCUAGGGCCAUGGAUAUGCUAAUUGAUACUCAUGAGGACAUUGCCAUGUUGGUGACAUCAAAAGUUAUUGUCAAUCACAAAGGCUCAAAUGAAGAGGCUGCAAAUAUGAUAAAUAGAAUAUGCAAAGAAGUUUUCCCUGAACAUUUCUUUUACACCGAACAAUGGGAGCAACUGGAUAUCCAUUUCAAUAGUUACUGGCCGAGAAAGAUUGUGAAGUUAAAGCGUACUUAUUUCAGUAGUCCAUGGAGUAUCAUUGCUCUAUUCGCUGGAAUCAUCCUUUUUGUUCUUACUGUGGUUCAGACGAUCUUUACCAUUAUGUCUGUAUGAAGCAAAGAACAAAGACUAAACCAUUCUUACAUAUGUUGACUUUACCUUUAGUGUUUGACUUUUCUAUCUGCCAUUGUUAGAAGUCUAACUAUGUCUACUUCUCUGCCAUUAUUUGCUUAUAAAUAAAAAGUUUUUACAAGUAUUUCAUGGAUUAAUCUCAUUUACAACCAACAGCUCAUUGGUGGAGACUAAACUUAGCAUCAAGGAAAGAAACACUAAUAUUUAAUAUUACUAAGUGAAGAACGUCAUGUUAACCAAGAUCAUCCGAGUUACAAGCAUUGGGCCUCUCGGCCGGGUUAUGUUUAGUUGUUUUUUAGUUUAAUUAGUUAUGGGUCAAACAAUGUGUAUGUUAUGUUUAUUAUUUGGGCCGUAGGCCACAUGUAUGGGUCGAACAGAAGUCUUAUA